Osmerus eperlanus (European smelt) is the source of this 2689-nucleotide messenger RNA. RefSeq names its product fibronectin type III and SPRY domain-containing protein 2. The transcript has 13 exons. Bases 156 to 2063 code for a protein of 635 amino acids. The record is from RefSeq and is a predicted model, not a curated record. Lineage: Eukaryota; Metazoa; Chordata; Actinopteri; Osmeriformes; Osmeridae. Gene Ontology annotation, molecular function: protein binding.
UGUUUGGGUCCUUUCUAUAUUUAUCACAAACUCGUUUGCUUUGCUUGACUGAAAAACAUUGCCAAUGGCCGCCUUAAAUCGACGCUGCUGAAACAUUAAACAAGAAAAUUACUAAAUGAUUUAUCAUCCAGUGACAGCAAGGGUCCCUUCUGGUCAUGGAUGUGUGUGAUAUCAGAGGGGCAAUGUUGGAUGUGAUCACGGAGGAGGUUCUGAGUGGAGACGAGGAUCACGAGGGGGACACCAAAAAUGGUCUGUCUACUGAGCCCUUCGUGGUGGUGUCUCAGAAACAGAGGACAGUGGCCUCCACCUUCCAGCGCUUCUCUGUGGACACUAACGAGUCUCUGACCUUUGAGGCGUGUGUAACGUCAGACGAGGAAGAGCCAGUUUCCCCCACCUCAGACGAACAUGACAAUGUUUUUGAUGAGCAAGGGGACGAGAAUGUCAUGAAUGAGACCAGAAGCAAACUACAGGAGAAGGUUACUGAGAUGGAAAACUUUGCAGGUCACCUGGAGGAGAUAUUCCUCACCGUAGAGGAGAAUUUCGGUCGUCAGGAGCAACACCUGGAGCAACAUUACAACGACGUCCUGCAGACGUUGUCUCAUCGCUAUGACGACAGGGCCGCGGGGCUGGAGGAGGAGAAGAAGAACAAGCUGGAGGCUCUGUACACACAGCUGCUGGGGUGCGGACGCAUACUGGAGUCCUCCAAGGAGCUCAUCGAGGCAGCUCAGGCUCUGUACCGUAUCCAGGACCAACGCCUCCUCCUACAGGGAGUAACGCCCAUCCUUAAGAGAAUGGAGGAGUUUGCCAAAGAGAAGGUCGACCUCACUAUAGCCACUUCUUUAUCCUUCGACACGCCCCUGGCUGACAUGUCAGACGUGAAAACCAUGAUGGACUCCAUCAACAUCGUACCAGCUCCGUCUGCCCCAGUCAUCAACCCCCAGUCACCCAACUCUGCCACCCAGACCUCCCUGCGUGUGUGUUGGAGCCUGUUCUCUGAUGACACGGUGGAGUACUAUGAGCUGUACUACAGAACAGUGCUGGAGGACACACCAUCAGAGAGAACCUUGGAACCACAGGUGUCCAUGGUUAAGGUGAAGGAGACCCACUGCACCGUGGAAGACUUGCAGCCCAACGCUCAGUAUGAGUUCUGGGUGACAGCUACUAACACUACAGGCAUCAGCCCCACCAGCGAAAAGGCCCUGUACAUGACAGUCCCUUCCCCUCCCCUGAUCAGACAGAGGGCGUGUACCAGCUGCCCCGAGGCUGCUCUGAUUCGCUGGGAGUCAGGAAAUACAAACCCAGUUGACUCAUACACUGUGGAGCUCAGCGAAAUGGGCUCAGAUGGAGAACAGAGUGGGGUUACUGAGUCCAUCGUGGCUAUCCCCUCCUGUGAGAGUGUGAUCUUGCUGCAGGCAGGUAGGACCUUCCUGCUGUCUGUCAGGGCAGUCAAUAUUGGGGGUCCCAGUGAGAGAAGUGAAGGCUUUACCGUCUCCACCACAGGCACAUUCUUCCACCUGCUGGAGGACACCGCCCAUCCCUGUCUGUCGAUCUCUAAGGAUGGCUUCACCAUGUUCUAUGGGGACGAGGAACUGCCCCUGAGUGCCAUGACCUUUGAUGACAACACCUUUGCAGGCUGCGUAGCAGUCCUGGGGGACCUGAUUCCUGUGCGAGGCAGACACUACUGGGAGGUGGAGGUGGGGGAGGACACGGAGUUCAGGAUUGGUGUGGCAUACGAGGACACGCCCAGGAAUUCCUACUUGGGGGGCAACAACACGUCCUGGUGCAUGAGGCACACCCUUACCCCCUCCAGGCACAAGUACGAGUUCCUGCACAGCGGCUGGAGUCCAGACAUCCGGAUCACAGUGAACCCUGUGAGGAUCGGGCUUCUGCUGGACUACGGCCAGGGGACCCUGUCCUUCUUCAACGUGGACCUGGAGCAGCACCUUCAUACCUUCUGCUGUCAGUUCCAGCGCUACGUCCACCCCUGCUUCUCCCUGGACAACCCCGGGGUGCUCACGCUCCACAACGGCAUGGCAGCCCCUCGCUACACCCAACUGAUUUGACGUCAGUUUAGUAACAUGUUCAACCUGGGGGUCAGAUGGCUGACCGGUUAACAUUUACAUUUAGCAGACGCUCUUAUCCAGAGCGACUUACAGGAAGUACAGGGACAUUCCCCCCGAGGCAAGUAGGGUGAAGUGCCUUGCCCAAGGACACGUCAUUUUGCACGGACGGGAAUCGAACUGGCAACCUUCUGAUUACUAGCCCGCUUCCCUAACCGCUCAGCCACCUGACUCCUGGUUAAGGAGUCGGGCUAGUAAUCAGAAUGUUGCCGGGUCGAUUCCUGGCCAUGCCCUUCACCCUACUUGCCUUGGGGGGAAUGUCCCUGUAGUUACUGUAAGUCGCUCUGGAUAAGAGCGUCGGCUAAAUGACUAAAUGUAACCUGGCAUCUCCAGCUGCAGGGAUACUAAAUUAAAUCAGGCACACGUCUUUUUUUUUUCAAAUUGUUUAUUACAGUAUUCCAUGGGAACAGGUUUACACCAUUUUCCAAGAUAAGAAAAGUUCCACUGAAAGUUACAAUAUAUAUCAGUAAUUGGUGCAAAGCAAGUAACGAGAAUCUGAAGGCAAGCCAAUUCAUAAACAGCAUAUGGUUUUAAAAUAAAUGAAAUUAAACUACCUUGAAUGAACGAUC